This is a messenger RNA of Cuscuta epithymum, 2637 nucleotides long. The record is from the annotation of a GenBank genome assembly. NCBI's taxonomy places the organism in Eukaryota, Viridiplantae, Streptophyta, Magnoliopsida, Solanales, Convolvulaceae.
ACAAAUUACCCGGUCACUUGUAGCUUUCCACCCCUUAGAAAACAAAUUUCAACUCCCCAGUCGUCUGUAGUUGCUUGCUUUCAGGAUUUUGAUUGGCAAUCACGUUCUCUCAAAGUCAUGAGUCAUUUCAUGGAAAAUUCAUACUUGAGGUUCUUUUCUCUUUCGUCCUGUAUCCGAAUCCUCGGUACGCUUAAGUUGUUUUGCUGCUAUCAUACAACUCUUCGCUCGUCUCCCACUUCUCACUCUAAGGUUUCUUCACAUUGAUGGUUGGUGAUCAUGUCUGAGUCCCCUGCAAAUGAACCUGAGUUGGAGAAUGAGAUCAUUCUUUCUACCUUAAAAGAAUCACAAGACAUUCCAGACAGCCAUAAAGAUGCCUCGUUGGUCACACAUGCUCCUACUUUGGACUCCCAACAUGAUCACUACUCUGAUCCCACGCUCAAGUACAUUAGCCAGAUGCUACUGGAGGAUAGUAAUAUUGAUGAGAAUAAUAAUCCCAGCUUGUAUUAUGACCCUAUUUCCCUUAGAGCUGCUGAGGAUUUCUUUUAUGAAGCCUUCCAUCAAAACCCGUCAUCACCUUAUCAAGAACCUCUUUUUGUUAACAGUAAAUCUGGAAGCCGGGACAGCACAUUUGGGAGCUCCAGUAGUUGUCACCCCGGACUAUCUAAAUCAUAUGUGGAGAGGUCAAAUGGUUCUUCAUUUCGCUUGAAUAGUAUUAUGAAUACCCAAAUGGACUCUUUGAACACUGUUAAGUUGGGUCCAAAUGUAUAUAGUGAUACUGAGUCUACCUUGCAGUUUAAGAGAGGUAUAGAGGAAGCAAGUAGAUUUCUUCCUUCCGAAGAUCAGCUGCUUCUCAGUACAGAUAAGGGGCAUUCGGCCGACACCUCUAGAGGAAAGAAGCAUCAACAUUCUGGUGAUGUCGGGUUACAGGAAGAAAGGCGCACUAAGCAGUCUACAAUUUAUGAGGAGGAGGAGGUUGAGUUAGCAGAGGUGUUUGAUAAGGUUUUGCUGUUUAGCAAUAACAAGGAACCUCCAUCUGUAUUCGGAAAGGGCACCCAACAGAAAGGACGAGGUCGUGGGAAGGGUUAUGCAAAGAAACCAGGAAAGACUUGUGAAAAUGUGGAUCUGCCGUCUCUUUUAAUCAGCUGUGCACAAUCUAUUGCUGAUGUUGAACAUGUGAUUGCGAAAGAAAAGCUAAUGAAGAUUAGGAUGCACUCUUCGCCAACCGGUGAUGCAAAUCAAAGGCUGGGUCAUGCAUUUGCAAAUGCUCUUGAGGCACGGUUGGAUGGAACUGGGCCACAACUAUAUGCAGCACUAUCUUCGAAUACGAUAUCAGCUUCUAGAAUGAUAUCAGCCUAUCGCACCUGCUUUAAAGCUUGGCCGUUCAUGAGUACAUCGUUUUUCCUUGCAAAUACAAUGAUUUAUGAAGUUGCAUUGGAAAGUAAAUCGCUUCACAUCAUAGAUUUUGGUAUUAUUUAUGGUUUCCAGUGGCCCAUCCUUAUUCAGAAACUAUCACUAAGACCUGGUGGACCUCCUAAACUUCGAAUAACUGCAAUUCAGCUUCCCCAACCUGGUUUUCGUCCUGAAGAAAUGGUAAAAACGACUGGUUGUCUUUUGACAAAAUGUUGUGAACGUUUUGGUGUACCAUUUGAGUACAAUGCCAUAACAACUCAAAAUUGGGAGACAGUUAAACUUGAGGAUUUAAAGCUUGUGACUAGUGAGAUUGUUGCUAUUAACUGUUUGUAUCAAUUCGAAAACCUACUUGAUGAGACAGUAGCUGCUGCAGAUACUCCGGUUUUCCCUAAGGAUGCAGUUCUAAACUUAAUCCGUGAAACGAAUCCUAAAAUAUAUGUGCAAUCAUUGCUAAGUGGAGCCCACAGCUCUGCUUUCUUUAUAAAUCGGUUCCGAGAAGCUCUCUUCUUCUACACUGCACUCUUUGAUAUGUGUGAUGGUACGUUACCUUGCGAUGAUCCUGACAGGUUGAGUUUUGAAGAAGCCCGGGGAUGUGAAAUAAUGAGUAUCUUAGCAUGUGAAGGCAAUGAAAGAUUACAUAGGCCUGAAACAUACAAGCAGUGGCAUUUGCGUAACUUGAGAGCUGGGUUAAAGCCUAUGCCCAUAAGACCCGAGCUUGCGGAGGAGAUGAGAGACAAGGCAAAGGCCGGAUUUCACAAUAAGUUUCUGUUUUUAGAAGACGGUCAUUGGAUACUACAGGGGUGGAAAGGUAGGGUGUUUAGUGCUAGCUCUUGCUGGACAUCUGCAUAAUAAGAAACUAAGAAGCUAUAAUAGCAUUGAAGCUGUUUGAAGGUAGCACAUUUGCAUUUUUUAUACUUAUUGAAAACUUUUUGUACGAUAUUGUGGUGCAACAUGUCAAGGCGGUAACUUUUACUUUGAAAGUACAUGUUUUUCAUGGUUGUUCUUGGCAUUCUUUAACAUGAAACCUUGGCAUCUAGGGCUUUCUGGUUCACACUUGAGACCUAUACAAACUUUGAUUUGCCAAAAACGAGGUUGUUGAGGAAUCUUCAAGACUAUAAUCAUCUUUGUAACUUUGUUCAUUUUUUUGUGCUAUAACAUUAUAGAAAAAUAGCGGUUGAAACAAAUCUUUUAUUUUGUUUGCAAGUAGCUAAAAAGUACGGACUACGG